This is a messenger RNA of Epithele typhae, 930 nucleotides long. RefSeq lists its product as uncharacterized. NCBI's taxonomy places the organism in Eukaryota, Fungi, Basidiomycota, Agaricomycetes, Polyporales, Epitheliaceae. The coding region runs from base 1 to 930 and encodes 309 amino acids. The transcript has 4 exons. The record is from RefSeq and is a predicted model, not a curated record.
AUGGACACGCUGAAAGGGAAAGAAAAAGCGUCGGACGAUGUCUUCUUCAUGGAGCGGCUCGAGAUGCUCUACGAGCAGGGUCUGAGCGACCUGCGCGCGUUCGCGGAGCGCGAGAGCCGGCCCUUCGACGAGGUCAAACGGCGCAUGGCGGAAGUGCACUGCAGGUCGCUCUUCGGCGGCGCGGGAUCGCAGAAUUUGUCGGAUGACCGAAGGCAAAUAGUCAGUCAGGCCCUGCAGACCAUCUCCCAGCAGCUCGAGUCUCUGGAAGCUCUCGUGGGACUGCAGUCGUUCUUCCUUGCCGUGAGACCAAGCGAUCCAGACGACGCCGGAUUCCUCGGCGGCACGAAUAUCGGGCGGGAGUUCUGGCGUGGUCAUCGUGGAUGCGGCGCUCCAGGGGCAGAGCUGUUCAAGACGCAGUGCGCUCGCGCCCAGAAUCUCAAUAUGUCUUCUGUCUUGACCGCCGUCGCACCACUGCCUACCGUGUCCGUUCAUCCCGCCACCAAUCCAACUCGUAAGAAGCAGCCCGCGCAUGAAGUCAAAACGCAGCUCUAUGGCGCGUUUCGAGAUAAGCUAAGAAAGCUCUCUGGCGUCCGAAACGCCGAAAUGAAGUGGACGAAUCACACCAAGCUUGACGUAUAUCAAGUACAAAUCCACGGCUGGCCUGAGAACGUGCCGCUUCAAAACCCUUCAAUGCUCUCGCUCGCUCACAACAAGCACUUGCUCGAAUUGAUCACUGCGGGCAAAAUCCAUUUCACCCGUAUCGGCGGCCAUCCCUCAGGUGACACCUCCAGCACCAUGGACUAUGAAAUUCAGAAAGACGAAGACACCAUCUUCGAGGAUUCAAUCGACUAUUCGUGGGCGGCUGACGACCCGCAUACGAAGAUCACGGUAAUGACCAUCUGUACGACACCGCUCCACCUCGAUGUCUGA